Molecule: messenger RNA, 5993 nt
Organism: Polyodon spathula (Mississippi paddlefish)
Lineage: Eukaryota; Metazoa; Chordata; Actinopteri; Acipenseriformes; Polyodontidae
Product: calmodulin-binding transcription activator 2-like
Exons: 23
Coding region: 47-5164 (1705 amino acids)
Biological process (GO): regulation of transcription by RNA polymerase II
Cellular component (GO): nucleus
Molecular function (GO): protein binding; transcription coregulator activity; double-stranded DNA binding
Source: RefSeq, a predicted model, not a curated record
GGCGGACGGAGGUGGGGUGGGGGUGGGGUCUCUCCAGGGGUUCAACAUGAACAACAAAGAGGCCUCCACUGAGCUCUCCGAAAACAAUAACCACACAAAGAUGUUUUUGCCGAACAAACUCCUGGAAUGUGUGCCGAAGUGCACCGCGCUUCCCAGGGAGAGGCUGAGGUGGAACACGAACGAGGAGAUUGCUUCGUACUUAAUCACGUUUGAUAAGCAUGAAGAGUGGCUGUCUUGCUCCCUCAAAACAAGACCCCAGAAUGGUUCAAUCAUCAUGUACAACAGAAAGAAGGUGAAGUACCGCAAGGACGGUUACUGCUGGAAGAAGAGGAAAGACGGGAAGACGACCAGAGAGGAUCACAUGAAGCUGAAAGUGCAGGGCAUGGAGUGUCUCUAUGGCUGCUACGUCCAUUCGUCCAUCGUCCCAACAUUCCACAGGAGGUGCUACUGGCUGCUGCAGAACCCUGACAUUGUGCUGGUGCACUACCUGAACGUGCCGGCCAGCGAGGACUGUGGCAAAGUCUGCAGACCCAUCCUCUCCUCCAGCAACAGUGACCGCAGGGAGUGGCUCAAAUGGUCCAAAGAGGAACUCAUCUCCCAGCUCAGACCCAUGUUUCACGGCGUGAAGUGGACCUGUGGAAAUGGCAGCAGCACCGCGGAGUUCUGCAUCGAGCAGCUGGUGCAGCAGAUUCUGGAGAGUCACCAAGCAAAGCCACAGCCCAGGACCCACACCUGCCUCUGCAGUGGAGACCUGGGAACCCCAGGUAAUAUUCCUCACAAGUGCAACAGCACCAAGCACCGCAUCAUCUCUCCUAAAGUGGAGGAGGUACGGCCCUACCCCUCGUACCCGGCCCUGACCGAGGUGCAGAACCUUUCCUCGGGCGAGCCGAGGCCAGACUCGGACCAGGGAGGGGGCGAGGAGGGAGGAGGGGAGAAGAGGAAGCCAACACCUCAGCAACAGCACAAGCCCCUGCCUCACAGGGAGGGGGGGACGGCGCUGGGCACGCGGACGAGUCCCGGGCUCAGCAGUGCUGGGGAGGGCUCUCCCCUCUCUUACUCCUCCAGUCAGUCCUCUUUCUCCUCCUCCUCCUUCGCCGGCAGCCCCGACUCUGCCCAGAACUCCCCGGCAACUGGUGUCCUCGGCAACGGUCACUACGGGGAACAGUGCGUGACUGGCAGCCUACCUCAGAACGCAGUGAUCGUCAUGACGACGGGGCUAGGAGGAGGAAGAGCGGGCGGUAUGGUGGACAAUAAUGGGGUGACCCCCAGUCAGCAGCUGAUAGCGGCAGCAAAGACUAACGCUGUGGCUGCUGUUAGUACCAGCGCCCCCCUCUCCCAUUCCACUACCCAGCUCCCCCCGCACCCCGAGCUGGGACCCCCGAGAGCAGCCCCCGUCAUCCUAGCCCUGAUCCCGGGCUCCGUCAGCGGGCUGCUGCUUUCGGACACCCUGGACGCCAGCAUGGAAGUCACGGAUAGCAGCCCCGCUACCGCUGUUCCUGCACCAACCUCCGUCGGGACACCCCCUCCCGCCCCUGCUGCCUUCAACCCCGACUCCUUCCUCAACAGCCCCAGGCAGGGGCAGACCUACGGGGGCGCCGCCAACCAGGACUCCCUCUCCGUCAGCUUCUGCUCUCCGACUUCCAGACGCUCUCCGGGGGUAAGGAGCCUGGGCGAGGGGGAGAGGAGAGGGGGGGGGUGUUCUCACCCCCCCACCUGCUCCGUAACCACGGCAACAGGGACCGUUCAAACCCCCUCAGCUAACAACAACGGGGGCGCCCUCGUUAACAGUAACGGUAACGGCGCGGCCCCCUCUCUGUCUGCCAUCGCUCAGAUCUCCCCGCACUGUGCUGUAGCCGACUCCACAACCCCGAAAACCCUUUCCAGCCCGGUCUGCGUCUCCCUCUUCCCUUCCCCUUCCAAUCCUGCCUCCCCAACUUCUAACCCCACUUACCCAAGCAGCCUGGCAGCCCAAACGAUCCCCCGCAUGCCCCUAAGCCGGGUCUCUCUGGGGCCCAGCAGCCUGGUUGUGGUCGCCACCGCUGCCAUACCUCCGGAGCAGAUGGGCUGCCUCAACGGCAACCGAAGUGUCAAGAGCACCCAGCCGCCGGGCAACGGGAACCGCUUUUUCAUCCAAGACGACGAUGACGCUGCCGCCACCGCGGGGGAAAUCGGGGUCGGGGGAGCGCAUUCAGCACGACACAGGAAGAGGAGUUCCCCUGUCGACGUCAAAACCAGGAUCCAGGAUUGCAGCAGCUCGGCCAAAGAGGAAAUGCAGAAACCAGCUUUGAAUUUCCGAGCCGGCUGCGCAGAGGGGGAGACGCCCAUGGACACCAACGCUGACCCAGGGAGGCCGAGGGAGCGGGAGGGAGACAUGGGGCAGCUGGAAGGACACUCUCCUCCUCCUUCUUCCUCCUCCUCUUCCUCGUCAUUAUCCUCCUGUUCUGCCUCUGCCGGUGCUGGAGCUUCCGAGCCGGACGGAAACAACUCGACCGUAUCGGAUCUUUACAGCAUCAUACAGAGGAGCCUGGGGCCCGCGACCGCCCAGCCCAGUGGCGCCGGAACCGGACUCUGCAUGGAGGAGGAGCAGUUCGAGAUCUCCUUCGACAGCCAGUUUCCGGACCUGAUUUCAGAAUUCAUCUCGGAGGACGAAGAGAGGCGCGUGGGAGAAGAGCUGCCCUUCUGCACUUCCACUCCCUCUCCUCCUCCUCCUCCUCCUCCUCCUGCUUCUUCUUGCGGUACCGCAGUCCUCUCCAGCCCCCUACCCCACUCGCAGCCUUUUCCCAUUUUGAUAUCGUCGCCCCCAGUCUGCGUAGCCACCCCCGCUCUCGCUGGCACCGCAGUUCCCGGACUGGCCCCCGGGGGGCAGUAUCACCGGAGUCUAGUCACCGGCACGCAGCUGCAGCAGAUCUCCUCGCCCCACUUCCUCCCCUACCCCGAGCUGGCCGCCGGGGCUCCGUCGCCCCCUGCUGGAGGGAUGGAAGCAAGGCAGCUGGUGUCCAUCACAGAUUUUUCUCCAGAAUGGUCUUACCCAGAGGGCGGGGUGAAGGUGCUGAUCACCGGGCCCUGGAUGGAGGGGAGCGAGCGGUACUCCUGCCUCUUCGACCAGAUCACCGUCCCAGCCUCGCUCAUCCAGUCUGGGGUGCUGCGCUGCUACUGCCCUGCUCACGAGGCUGGGCUGGUGACUCUGCAGGUAGCCCAGGAGAACCACAUCAUCUCCUCCUCGGUGCUGUUUGAGUACAGAGCACGCAACUCCAAAACACUGCCGAGCACCCAGAUAGACUGGCUGUCUCUGGACGAUAAUCAGUUCAGGAUGUCGAUUCUGGAGCGACUCGAGCAGAUGGAGAAGAGAAUGGCUGAGAUGACAGCAUCUAAUCAGCAGCAGCAAGCAGCACUCAGGGAGAAAACGCACCUCCAGGCGGCAGACUCCUUCGAGGAGCGCAUCAUGGCGGUGUGUGAGAAGAUGAUGGCCCGGCCCUGCUGGCUGCGUUCAGAGAGGCUGCUUCACGAGACCAGCUUCAGAGGGAUGACUCUGCUGCACCUGGCGGCCGCGCAGGGCUACGGGAGGCUGAUCAAGACCCUCAUCCGCUGGAGGAGCGUGAAUCCGGAGAGUCUGGAUUUAGAGCAGGAAGUGGACCCCCUGAAUGUAGAUCACUUCUCCUGCACACCGCUGAUGUGGGCCUGUGCGCUGGGUCACCUGGAUGCCGCGGUGCUCCUGUACCAGUGGGACCGGCUGGCCCUCUCUAUCCCGGACUCGCUGGGCAGGCUGCCCCUGUGCGUGGCUCGAUCCAGGGGGCACGUUGGGCUGGCCAGCUGCCUGGAGGAUCUGGAGAGGCAGGAGCAGGGGCUGAGGGCCAGGGAGGAGGAGUCAGGAGACUGGAGGCAAGAGCCAGGACAGGGGCCGGUGUGGCCCGACGCGGAGGGAGGCAUUGGGAGUUCUGGGAGCACUGUUGCGGAGGGAGGCUGGCCGCACUGGACUGGGCACCCCCUCGAAGGGGCAAGGGUUUCCUCCCCACUCUCCACCAGCCCCGAUACAGGUAAGUGGUCAGAGUUCAGCUCUUUCCCCAGGGAGUCCUCCUCGAGCAGCCCCGACUCCGACCCCAGCCCCACGGAGCAGGAGGUGGCCAUGGAGAUCUCAGAGCCGGGGAGGGGGUUCGUGCAAGGGAAGAGCCUGCCCACAGACUCCCUGCAGGAUGCUGGGGGGGACCGGGGGAGGAGGGAACAGCCUCCACCGCACCUCCCUGCGUGGUACCUCCAGGAAGAGCCGGCCUCUCUCCAGACCAGGGCCUCGAUGCGAGACCCCCUGGAUGCGGAGCUGUUGAGCUACAGCGAGAACGUGGAGAACGAGGAGUGCCUGCCCGCCGGCGAAGUGCUGCAGGUGAGCCUGAUCACCCUGGCAGAGCAGAUCAUAAAAGCCACUCCAGACCGGAUCAAGCAGGAAGACUUCGGCUCAGCGGAGACGCCCCUGAAGGAGCGCCAGGACAACACCCCUGUCAGAGAGGGCAUGCCCUGGCUGGCCAGCUACCUGGAGAACAUGGAGCAGCUGCCAGCACUGACCCAGCACAGCGACCUGGUCUUUGACAAGCUGGACGUCCCCACCACUGCCGACUGGUCUGAGUUCCUGAACGCCUCGGCUGGUGGGAGAAUGGAGAGCGAGUUUGCGCUACUGACGCUGUCUGAUCACGAGCAGAGAGAGCUGUAUGAGGCAGCACGGAUCAUCCAGACAGCCUUUCGCAAGUACAAGGGUCGAAGGUUAAAAGAGCAACAGGAAAUGGCUGCAGCUGUGAUCCAGAGGUGCUACAGGAAGUACAAGCAGCUAACAUGGAUAGCUCUGAAGUACGCCCUCUACAAGAAGAUGACUCAGGCAGCCAUCUUGAUCCAGAGCAAGUUCCGCAGCUACUACGAGCAGAAGAAGUUCCAGCAGAGCCGGCGGGCAGCGGUUCUGAUCCAGCAGUACUAUCGCAGCUACAAGUACGAGAGAAUGAAGCAGGGCCACCGGUCCGGGGCCAGCAUGCAGCAGAAGAUGAAGGGAUCCUUUCUGACGAAGAAGCAGGACCAGGCGGCUCGGAAGAUCAUGCGAUUCCUGAGACGCUGCCGGCACAGGAUAAAGGAAUUGAAGCAGAGCAAGGAGUUGGAGGGCUUGCAGAAGAGGGGUCUGAGCAGCUAGAGGCAUGCUAGGACUGCACUGGGAUUGUCAUCUACUGCACGGAUAUUUACUGCUUUUUAAAAAUACUGAUUCCUCGGGAGAACAAAAAGGGCGGCUAAGCCACUGACCAAGAGGGGGAGACAGAGAGAGAUGUUUACUCAUCCUUUUUUUACGCAAUCCAAAACAAAAACAAAAAAAAAGUGCUUUUUUCUAUUUAAUGAAUUUGUGAAUGAAUUAAUGUUUGACUCUACUUCAGUCUUAAUUAAAAAGAAGGAAAACAACUUUGGACCGAAAAGGAAGCUACAAACACAGGCUGGAGGAAUUGUGAAACGAACAGGGUGCUGGCAGACGUUUCCACUAGAAGUCUUUCUCAGUGUCUUCAAUCGAAUUCAACGAAGCCUCUUUUUAGCACUUCCAGACUCAGCCCUGGUGAAUGUUGAGUAGCAACAGACCCUUUGCAGUUUGCGCACAGCAGUCUCUGUAGACCCUGUUGAUAAGAUGACAGGGUUUAUGCUUUGCUCUGUCGCUGUGCUGUGCUGUGCUGUGCUUUGUUUAUCCGUGCCCUUGCUGUUGACUUUUGUAUAUUUAGAGAGAGAGAGAGAGAGAGAGCCCUCUAAGCUGCUGGCUUUUAGUACAAGGUUCAAAUCUGUUCAAAAUGCCUUCAGACAGGAACACGCAAGUUUCUGUUCUCAUUCCUUAUUGGGGGGGGGGGGGGUCUGUUUCUUUUAAAGAAAAUCAAAACCAGCCCUUUCUGAACAUCUGCAAUCUAUUAUUAGGUCGUGCUGCCAUCUGCUGAUUUGAAACUGCAACUGCAACAGAAAAAAAAAAAAAUUCAAAGUUUUAUCACCUA